CUGACUGUGCAUUAGCUGACCACUUCCUGUUAUCAUUCCAUCCAUGCACCUUCUACGGCAACUUAUGAGGAAACAUGGCAGAGUUGAAUCGACAACUACAAGAGUAUUUGGCACAGUCAAAAGGUGCAAAAACGAUAUCUCAGUCCAGUUCUAGCACAACAAUAGACAUAGAUGAAUCGGCGUCAGUUCCCGGGAGCUGGUUUGGGAAGUGGUCAAGUCCAUUUUCCAAUUCUAGUAGCCGCGGAUCUACAGGCCAGGGGACAAGCAGCGGAUUUUCCUGGCCAUGGUCCUCCGAACCAGACCCUUGUUUGCCGGGUAUGAGCCGUUCGCAAAGGCUCGUUGCUUUUGGGACCUGUAUUUUCUUCUCGGCAUUGUGCUUUGGACUCUCAGCCUUGUAUGCGCCUUUACUCUUGCUUAAAGCACGGAAGUUUGCGCUUCUCUGGUCUCUGGGCUCCCUUUUUGCUCUCCUCGGCGCGGCAAUACUGCGAGGACCUAGCAAGCUCAUCGCAACACCGACGCCAGGAGCAGUUGUUUACCUCUGUUCACUUGGAGGUACUCUCUACGCUGCGCUCAGCCUCCAUAGCACAAUACUCACAGCACUGGGAGCAGGCCUUCAGAUAGCUGCGAUCGUGGGCUAUGUGGUUGCCUUGUUGCCUGGUGGGACUGCAGGGAUGCGGUUUGUUGGUGGGAUGGCAGCGUCAGCCAUCAAGAGAACAGUAACCGGCAAAACCAUGCCAAUCUGAACAAUUUUGAAUUGAGGUUGUGGACUAAUUUUGACGAUGCGUUGCUGUGCGCUCUGAUCUUAGCUGUUUUGGAUGGCACUUCGGGACUCUUUUCGAAGUCCUACAUCGCAGAGUAACAACGCCGAUGUCUAGACCAUAAACACCUAUUUUUCUCAUAGCAACUUGUAAUACACUGACGCUGCUGUACUGACUAUGGGGCAAUCUCCACUUAUUAAAGGGACCAUGUUUUGAAAGAGGGGGAAAAAUGUGACCAGCAUGUUAGACCUACGGUCUUGAAUCCUGUGCAGGAACUGUAGAAACUGUGAUGACUCUUAAGUGACAUUCCAUAAACAAUUAAAACUAUUUCCUGAAGGGAAGGAAACUUUCGUUUGAACAAUUGCCUACCUACACGUAGCCUUACUAUUGACAUGAGGCCGGCCGCAAAUGUGAUGAUUUGAAAACGAGUUGAAUCUCAAUGUGGUGACCUUUUGAGAGCAUGUUAACACAAUAAAGAGUGCAAUGAUCAGUUUCUGGAAAA
Messenger RNA from Sardina pilchardus (European sardine), 1260 nucleotides. It is a transcript of the gene sft2d3, whose product is annotated as SFT2 domain containing 3. The record is from RefSeq and is a predicted model, not a curated record. Gene Ontology annotation, cellular component: membrane. Bases 75 to 743 code for a protein of 222 amino acids. The transcript has a single exon. Gene Ontology annotation, biological process: vesicle-mediated transport. Lineage: Eukaryota; Metazoa; Chordata; Actinopteri; Clupeiformes; Clupeidae.